Drosophila arizonae is the source of this 1081-nucleotide messenger RNA. RefSeq lists its product as uncharacterized. The record is from RefSeq and is a predicted model, not a curated record. Lineage: Eukaryota; Metazoa; Arthropoda; Insecta; Diptera; Drosophilidae.
CAUUUCUUUUCGGACCUUUCUCAAAAUUAAGUAGAAUUUUUUUAGGAAUGCAUAACUGUAAAUUUCAAGUUUUGACGAAGUGCAUAGCUCGCAACCUCGACAAUGCUUUUCACUUCCUGAAAAUUCUGCCCGCAUGCUGUUAUUCUGGCCGAGGUAAUGCUUGUGUUGGGAGAAUAGCCGUGUCUAUGAUGCUGCGGAACGGUUAUUCACAGGACUAUCGUUGUAUCCUUUUCAGUCGGCGCAGCGAUAACGAAAAAUUGCUAGCUUUCAAGAACAGAAUGACCAGCUGUGCGGAUGUUGCCAGGAAGUACGAUUACCUCAUGGACUUGAUGAAGGAGAAUAUCAACUUGUAUUAUCGCUACCUCUGCGACAAUACAGCUGAGGUGUUGACCGUAGUGAAUGCGGUGGACAGCGCGCUCGAUAAUAUCAGUAAUCUGGGAUUGAGUGUUACCAAGAGUCCGAAUAUGCAACGACUUGUGCACGUAACUCGAAGUUUGGAUUUCGAUCGUACUGUGAACCAUAUAAGACAAUAUAUAGAUGCCGAGAACAAGAAGAAAGCUCAAACACGCUUUGGCUUUGCCUUGAAGAAGAAACAAAAGGAGCAGAAAACGGGGAAACAGAAGGACAGGCAGAAGGAGAGGCUCAAGGAGAAGGAUAAGCAUGAGAAGCCUGUGCGUGUAAAACUCCCACGUCGUUUGAAGAAAAACGUAAUGAAAACACCGAAGCGAAAAUAUGUAAUUUAUCUAAAAAGAUAUAGGUGAAGCCAAUUGGUGAAAAGUAUGCCAACUGAAUAAUUCAUAACAACUGCAAUUACAAAUUGAAAACAACCAAUUCGAUGUAAUAGCUAAAAAUAUGAUAAGUAUACAUAUAUGUAGUAUGUAUUAUUAACUAGCAAUCAUCGGAUAUUAUCGAAUUAUUGCAUCUGGAUUACCUAUUGGACUACUGGAGUGGGAUUUACUUUGUUGGUCACUGAAAUUUUUAAUUUGUAAUUUUAUUUUUUAUUUAUUCAAGUCAAUUGAUCAUAUCGAUUCUUAGCGGCACUGCUCGACUGGUUGAUACCUCCGAGCUGUUUUAUAUACAU